UUCUUUAAACAUUGUGUUAAUUCUAAGAUUCCAAUAAGAUUUGCCUUUUUUUAACUAUCUCAAGAACGAGUCCAUUAAUCGAUCUUAAUUAUAGUAUUUCUUCACCACCAACUUUGAUUCUUGAACAACAUGAAGAGAACUCGAUCUCAAACCAAUUCCAAAUCCAACACAGAACCCCCAAUCAAAACCCUAACCUCUUCAAAAAUCCCAUUCCCCGUUAAAAAAGUCCCCAAACUCACCAUCAAAACCAAACAACCACAUCUUCAUCUCCCCGUAACACCACCACCACCAACAAUCCCAAAACCAUUAUCAUCACACGGCGAACUCCAAUCCGCUCUCAACCACCUUCGCUCCGCCGACCCACUCCUAUCAACCAUCAUCAACACUUUCCCUUCCCCACAAUUCUCAACCAACAUCACACCCUUCUUUUCUCUCAUCAAAAGCAUAAUCUCCCAACAACUCUCCAACAAAGCCGCAUCCUCGAUCGAAAACCGUUUCAUCUCUCUCUUUCAGAACCAAUCCUCAAUCCUCCCCGACGCCGUUUUAUCCUUUUCCCCAAACCACCUUCGCCAGGUCGGAAUCUCGGGACCGAAAGCAACUUACAUUCACGACCUUUCCUCCAAAUACGCUAAUGGCUUUCUGUCUGAUUCAUCGAUUCUCGAAAUGGAUGAUGAAACACUGUACGAGAAAUUAACGUCGGUUAAAGGGAUUGGACCUUGGUCGGUUCAUAUGUUUAUGAUUUUUACACUUCAUCGUCCUGAUGUUUUGCCGGUUGGGGAUCUUGUUGUGAGGAGAGGUGUGGAAAAGUUGUAUGGUCUUAAGGGUUUGCCUUCACCUUCACAAAUGGAGGUUUUGUGUCAUAAAUGGAAGCCUUAUAGGUCGGUUGGAUCUUGGUAUAUGUAUAGGUUUGUGGAAGCUAAAGGGGUUUUGCCAAAUCCCACUACCACGUUGUGUUAACCAUUUGUUAGUCUAGUUAAUCUUAAUGUUUUUGUAUGCAAUGUUUGUUUCAUGUUCUACUAAGUUCUAACCUCUGCUUUUUGGUUUUUCAUUUUUUGUUUUUGUGUUACUUUUGUUGGCGUUUGAACUUAGGUCUGAUUUGUAAUAGAAUUGAUUAAUGCUGCUUAUCUGA
This is a messenger RNA of Lathyrus oleraceus (garden pea), 1129 nucleotides long. Its product is annotated as alkylbase DNA glycosidase-like protein mag2. The record is from RefSeq and is a predicted model, not a curated record. Gene Ontology annotation, cellular component: nucleus; protein-DNA complex. The coding region runs from base 130 to 957 and encodes 275 amino acids. Gene Ontology annotation, molecular function: DNA-3-methyladenine glycosylase activity; alkylated DNA binding; DNA-7-methylguanine glycosylase activity. Lineage: Eukaryota; Viridiplantae; Streptophyta; Magnoliopsida; Fabales; Fabaceae. The transcript has a single exon. Gene Ontology annotation, biological process: base-excision repair; DNA alkylation repair; base-excision repair, AP site formation.